AUGGCUGCUGUUCCCUUCGCUGGCCGUCGCAGAGAUAUUCUUGAGAACCACCUUGCGCUACACGAUGAACACCAGGCUGCGAAAACCCUUGACACUUUCUGGCCUAUCGUCAUGACUGCUUUCAAGGCUGAGUUCCCUGGAGACGACGUACCAGACGCUGCAAAGGACGCGAACGGCAAGAAGCCGUUGACACUCCGAAAGCGUAUCAAACAAUGGUAUAACAAUGCUCGCCGCCGCCGUAACCGCGUCGUCGCGCCCAACGCGCCAGCCAGCACCGAAGCUGCUGCUCACGACGCGCCCGCGCCAGCAACCGUUGCCUCGCAUGCCCGUCUUCAAGCUGAGACGGGCGGCAUGCUCGACCUGCUCUCCAAACCCAACCGCAAGCAGACGGAAGGACAAUAUUACAUGUCGUUCUUCUUCGACACAAAUGUUGUGCCCACCAUGGUGCCGUAUGCCGAGUACAAGGAGCGACAGGAGAAGGCGAAGCUGAAGGUGCUGCACCAGCUCCCGUACAACGUCAAGUGCGCGAACGAGAAGUACGCGACGGAACCGGAGUCGCUCAAAGUCGAACUGCGCCGCUUCAAGCACCUACAAGAGCAAUCGCUCGAGGACAUCGUUUCCGGCUCGCCCCAGCUGAUGAAGAUCUUGACGGAAUUAGGCGUCAUGGAGAAAGAGGCGGCGGAGAGGGCGCGAAUGAAGCAGGAGCAGAACGAAGAGACGUUGGGCGGCGGGAUUCCCGGCCCGGGCACCGACCCUGACGCCAUCACUCCUGGCCCGAGUAACGCGAGCGCGCCGACGGCAGCCGGUGGGGAAGACGACGCGAUGGAGAUUGACAACAUUGGCGGUGACGAUGUGGUAGUAGGAACGUUGGGCGGCGGGAUUCUCGACCCGAGCGCCAAUCCUGACGCCAUCACUCCUGGCCCGAGUGAUGCGAGCGUGCCGACGGCAGCUGGUGGAGAAGGCGACGCGGUGGAGGUUGACGGGGACGGUGUGGUAAUAGGGACAGGGUCGGCGGCGGAUGUGACGAAAGAGGGCGAUGGUAUGCAGGACAUGACGGUUAUGGCGGACGAUGAGUUGUUGAAGCUGCUCGAGAACGUGCGUGAGAUCAAGACGAUGCAGCGCGAGCGAGCAAUUUGUAAACUUGAAGGCGCCCUCGCCAAACUCAUGCGUGGCGUGGUCUAUCACACCGGCUACUCUAUCAGCAUCAUCGUUGGCGGCCCGAAUCCAGGCAAGAACGGGGAAACGGAUGUGGCCCAUUAUCAUUCCGGACCCGUACGAGGGACCAGCUUCCUCAAACACGACCGCGACUUGUGGAAUGAUAGCAUCGUCCCGGCGUUCAAAACCUUCCUGAACGACACCACCGAAUCGAGUGUACGCGAUACUGUGGGCACAUAUGGCUCCGGAACGGCUGCGGAACAGGCCAAAGCAUUGGCGGUGGCGCCGGUCGGGAACAUCACCAUACACGGCACGGGCAUCCCUGACACCAUCGACGGAUCGGCGCCGGCGACAACGCAGAAUCGGCCAGUACCGUAUCAGGCUCGAUUUGCCACGUCGCGACAGGCCUCCGUGGCGUCGAGCAAGCCGUCGACGGACGGUCAUCCCGCGCAGUCGCGCACCAAGCGGACAAGUCCAAGCGCGAGUUCAUCCAAAGAUGACGACUCUCAGGCAAGCUCCCAGACGGGAAAGCGGCGUCGAGUGGAGGGCGAGACCGUUGACGAUCGCACCCGCGCCAAGCAGCCAUCAUCUCGGAAACGGACGCGCGCACGCGGUAAAGAGGGAGAACGUACUUUGGAUGAGGAUAGCGAUCUCGAGGAUCGCGAAGGGCUACAGGACGAUGAUGGGUGGGGACCAAGCGACAUCCCGCCGCCUCGCUCUGACGGCGCUGGUGAAUCAGACGAGGAGUAUGCCACAAGCGCCGAAGACGACAACGUACCUAGCGACUGGAGCGAUCAGGGGUCUCGCGAGCCCUGGGAUCUUGAUCCCAAACGACGUCACUACCGUACCGGCAAGCGUCUAUCCGAUGAAGAAUACAGGCGUGUCCAGCAGUCGACCACAACACCGCAGAAGUUCAAGAAGGUUCGUAACCGCCGCGUGCUGUCACUCGAGCAGAGAGAGCGGGAGCGAGAGGGACGCCAGCCGUAUCGACCGGAUUGGAUGUUGGCGCGGAAACGGCGCAUGUCCGAGGGAGGUAGCGGAGAUGAGGAUGCACCGCCGCGCCAGCGUCAGCGCUUAGAAGACCAGCCUGCGGAGGGUCGGCCCGAACAAGCGACUCCCGCAUCACCCUCACCCGCAAUGGAAGGCCCCGCAGACACGGGCGGGUUGCCCGUACCGUCUGGCAAUGCUGUCCCUACAUCGACAACAACCAAUACGCCUGCCUCGGGAAUUAUCUCGCUACCCGGUGCAAAGGAGCAAGAGCCGACGCCGCGGACACGCCCAACAUCCAUCGGACCCGAGCCAACUCCCGGCCCUACUUCUGAGCCAACACCAAAGCCCGCGCCCGCGCCUGUCUUGGAUCCUUCGCGAGAGUCGACGCCACGACCCGCGCCAGAGGGUUUCCCCAAGCCCGCAACAGAGCUUGCGCCCGAACCCGCGCCACAGCCCACGCCCGAACCCGCGCCACAGCCUACGCCCGAACCCGUACCACAGCCUACGCCCGGACCCGCGCCCGAGUCUGCGCGUGCUACGGUACCCGAUCCUCAGCCGAACGUCGCGCACGGCGGUAAAAUACCGCUAGGUACGCCAAGUAUGGGCGAAUCGCAUGCAGCAGGGGCUACGCUAGCCCCGAUACCGGUCGCUGCAGGGCCGAAGCCACGCCCUCGUCCGAAACCGGUCCAGCGCAAGAAGCCCUCGGAUACGAGCAGUGGCCCUGCAUCUGCUCAGGCCGAAGGCGAUGUGAGCCAGACGCAAUUAAAGGAUGGCGAGGCGAGGAACGGGCGCGAAGACGCGAUAGUCACGCAGCAGCGCUCUGAAGCACCGCCGUCCCGUCGUACUUUGGCGCCUCGAUCGUGUAAUGCGUCAAGCGCACUCCCUCCACCACCGGCAGAAAGCAUGGAAAGCGGGGUGCAGAACCAAGAAGAGUUGGACGCAGUGCUGGCACCUGGCUUUGAUGGGCGAUCGCUUGCGGGCGUGGUGGACUACAUUAAGACGCUUGAAAUAUCGCAGCGGGCCUCCGAGCGCGAUCUUGUCGUCUCCGUACUAGAGUCGUUGGCUCCUCUAAGUUCGGACCCUCGGUGGGAGUCGAUCCUGAAGCGCUGGGCGUACCUCGAGUGUCAGCUGGGCUUCCCACUGCGAGAGGAUCCCGGUCAUAAGCUUUCCACGACAUCUCGCCCCGGCCAGUGCUCGUGGUGGAUGCGGAAUGCUCGUCGCAAGCUCACGACGGUGCCCGACAUCAGGAAGGAAGAGCUCAACGCCUACGGCGAGAGCAUGCGGGGCUGGUUUAGGUCGUGGAUGCCGGCGUGGAGGAGCCCUGGUAAAGCCUGGCCGCUUCUGCGUGAAAAACCCGAGGGAGAGACGUGGGCGCGUGCACGGAAGGGAGGCGCUGGAGGGGUAUUCGUUGCUGUGAUCGCAGUGGGGUGGUGGAUAAAGCAGGCCGUCACGACCUCGGCGCGCAAGCAAGCUUGGGCCGUCGCCGACGACCUGCUGUGGGCAUUGGGAGAGUUAUCGGACCUGGAUAACUAA
Messenger RNA from Peniophora sp. CBMAI 1063, 3678 nucleotides. The record is from the annotation of a GenBank genome assembly. NCBI's taxonomy places the organism in Eukaryota, Fungi, Basidiomycota, Agaricomycetes, Russulales, Peniophoraceae.